GUAUUCUGAAGAAACGACGUGUGGUGACUCCGUCUUCUGCUCUCCUCGAACACGCUGCGUCUCAAUGAACUCUUCUUGUGCACCCUUCUAGAACCGUCGUCCCGAAUAGAAGAAUUGCUUUGUCCUUUUAAUAUUUCUACGUUUGCGUUUUGUUGUUUUUGACGAAUGUGCAUCCAAAUCAAACUGGAGGUUUCAUCAGAGUUGGUCCGAAAAGUUAAAAGCUAUGACUCUCAUUCUUUAGAAGUUCUGUGUGACCAAGAAAUCAAAAACCGCAUUGAAUAUCUCGAAACAGUAGUGAAGGCUUGGAAAACGUAUAGGAAAGUGGAAAAUGAGCAGCGUCACACACUGUUCUUAUUGCUAUUGUCAGGAAACAAAGACGCUUUACAUGAUUAUGAGAAACUUGUUUUGUACGCUAAAAUGAUUGAGAAUGAUCAAAAUGAGCAUGUCGGAGAUGUCAGUAUUGCAGCAAAUCAAGCAAAAAUCACGGAUAGAGAGUCGACAACUUCAACAAUCGAACUUGGCGCAGAAUCAGACUGCUCAACGGUUGCAGAAUCCGACUCAUUUUCUCCAAUUCCUCAUCAAUAUAACGGUGGAAACCAAACGAGUCAAUGUGGAAAUGUAAUUUCUACAGAAAUAUCCAAAAAACUUGUUGAAAAAUCAGCUAUCUCCAGCCACAAGAAUUCAGAUUCUAUUGUCCAAGCGGAGUUUCCCGAGGAUGAAACCGUUAUGGGUGCAUAUAAUAACAGUGAUUUAUCGAAUAAAAUUGCUUUCACGGCCAGUCAAUUAAAAAACGUUUUGGAUGACGCAGAAGUUCUGAAAACAUUUCGUUAUGAAGAAAUCAGUGAAAGUUUGGAAAAGUUGAAAUGUAGUGCCGCAAACAUGGGAAUAAAGCAAAUUGAAAAGACAAUGUCUAAAGGGAAAAAGAAAAGAGCCAAGAAAGCAGAACGAAAAGCGUCAGAGGUUGCCAAUGCACAUAAAAAAUGGUUGGAGCAAAAAUCGGGAAGUAGUCGACAAGCUGAGCUUGCUGCAAAUGCUUUGAGGCUUUUACAAGAACAUAACACGUUGCCGAUGACAGAACAUUCUAAAAAGGUCUCUGGCGGUUUAUCAGCAUCAGUUGGCACAAAUUUUUAUGGAAAUUGUAAGGAAUCUAUAAGAUCAAGAGUUGAAGAAAAAUACAACCAAUUAUUCAUUGAUCGAAUUCGAGAACUGACGGAAAAGCUGGAAUGGUCUUCAGAAUCGCCAGAAAAGAACCGACAGUUUACCAAAACUGACGAGUUGACAGUUGUAAAAGCGCACAUUGUCAGAAAGUUGGAUUACUGGAAAAAGUCUACUCAACCGCAAGCUGCUCAUUACACUGAAAUGUAUCAACUUCUUUUCGAAAAAUGCGGACCCUCUAUCUCGGACGUGAUCAUGAAUUACAUGCGAUAUGACACACUCCCAGAAGCUGAGUUCGAACAAACUUUGCUUCUGCAAUAUCAAUCUGGAAAGUUAUUUGAGAAGGACGAAAGCUCUUCUUAGCAUUUUAAAUUCAAUUAAGUUUUUUGUUUUAUUUCAUUUUCAAAUGUUUUUGUUUUUGUUUUGUUUAUUUGCAGUAAUGAUAAGGUAUUCAUAAAGUAUUAAUUUCGAUAA
Molecule: messenger RNA, 1629 nt
Organism: Caenorhabditis elegans
Lineage: Eukaryota; Metazoa; Nematoda; Chromadorea; Rhabditida; Rhabditidae
Gene: C14A11.5
Product: Death domain-containing protein
Exons: 6
Coding region: 166-1518 (450 amino acids)
Source: RefSeq, marked reviewed